UCUUUGGUUGAGACCGUGAGGCUGGCCGAGAUUUCCGCGCAUUUGAUUGGUGGAGCGAGAGGGCUGGUCUCCGCCGAUUGGUGCCGGGGAACUCUGCCCCAUAGACGCCCGCGAGCGGCUGUUUGACUGCGCCCCUGGUUUCCCGCCGGCCGCCGAUCUCCGUCCGCAAUGAUGGUGGAGGUGAUGGAGCUGCCCAAGUCGCGUAUCAACGCCAGCAUGCUAGCCCAGUCCAUCGACCGGCCCGUCUGCUUCGUAGGGAGGCUGGAAAAGAUUCAUCCCACUGGAAAAAUGUUUAUUCUUUCAGAUGGAGAAGGGAAAAGUGCAACCAUUGAGUUGAUGGAGCCUCUUGAUGAAGAAAUCUCUGGAAUCGUGGAAGUAGUUGGAAGAGUAACAGCCAAGGCAACCAUUAUGUGCUCAUCUUAUGUCCAGUUUAAAGAAGAUAACCAUCCUUUUGAUCUUGGACUUUACAAUGAAGCUGUGAAAAUUAUCCAUGAGUUCCCUCAGUUUUUUCCUUUGGGGGUUAUGCAAUAUGAUUGAUCUCAAUUGCAAAUGAGCUGCAUUGAAGACUGUUAAAGGAGAUCCCUGAUAUUUGAGGGAUAGAUUCUUGUUACUUUUAAUAUUUAAUUUGUUCUCUUUGUAAUUUCAUUUCCUAACUUUAUUAGAUAUUCCAGUAUGCCAUUUUUAAUGGAACUGGUAUAUCGACAGUUCUUUCCUACCUCCUCAUAAAGAAUCACUUAUCUGGCAUAUGGUCAGAUCAAAGAGUAACACAGCAGUUGUCUGACGUUUGUUUUCUGUUUUAUUAAUAAAAAUUUAAAUGGUACUUAC
Molecule: messenger RNA, 825 nt
Organism: Myotis myotis
Lineage: Eukaryota; Metazoa; Chordata; Mammalia; Chiroptera; Vespertilionidae
Gene: RPA3
Product: replication protein A3
Exons: 4
Coding region: 169-537 (122 amino acids)
Biological process (GO): double-strand break repair via homologous recombination; DNA replication; mismatch repair
Cellular component (GO): site of double-strand break; DNA replication factor A complex; nucleus
Molecular function (GO): damaged DNA binding; single-stranded DNA binding
Source: RefSeq, a predicted model, not a curated record